This is a messenger RNA of Porites lobata, 2214 nucleotides long. The record is from the annotation of a GenBank genome assembly. NCBI's taxonomy places the organism in Eukaryota, Metazoa, Cnidaria, Anthozoa, Scleractinia, Poritidae.
AUGGCGAAAGUUGAACAAGAAAUCAAAUGCAAGCAUCUAUUAUACUGGUCGGGAAAACACGGAAUCGAACUUUCCAACAGCUGGGACAUGUCCGCGGAUGGGCAAAAAAAGCUGGAAAAUACACCGUAUUCACAAAUGGCGGACACGCGGGAAAAAACUGCGGCCUAGUCAUGAAAGCGAGGCGUUGGAGGGUAAAAAAAAAUCGCAAAUGAAGACUUUCAGUGAACUUGCAGAGUGUCUAGCACGGAUUCCACCUAAAAUAACUUUGUAUGGACGUCUUUUUAAAUACAAUGACGUGGAACGUCUUCUGCUUUUAAUGUUUAGUACUGAUUUGCUGUUUGCAAUCACAAGGGACGCGUAUAUCUUCAAGGAAACAGGAUGAUUUUGUAGGUUGCCGAAGCCUCAGAAGCUCGACAAGUGGGUGAUGGCUGGAGAAAAGAGGCAAACAUGUUGGCCCAAACUUCACGCUGAAACCGAAUACGAAAGCCAGCUCACUGCAAUUCUGUAAAACAGAAGUAAAAAAAGAUAUUGGUGGCAAGAAAAAAAGAAAAAAGCGACGGAUAGAUGGCCUACUUGUCAACGGAAGAGACCUCCGCCAUUACUCAAAACUGGUCAAGUCGAGAGCGGGUGAAAGAUUCAUUCACGAGACUCAUUCAUUCAUGUCAGUGUCAUUUUACACAUAUCUAUGUAUGUCUGUAUUUACAACUUCCUUUGGAUGAUAUCAAUUCCGUCACUUUGGAGUGAAUUGUUAGAGGUACGUUGGCAGAGCUUAGCAAAUUCAGUGCAAAUCUAAAAUCUUAUGAUUUCUUUGCAUUGCGAAAUAAAAUAAUUUUAUCAAAACUAGAAGCUCUAGUGUGUGAAUCUUAUGGCUUGCUAUUUGCCUGGUUUCCUUUACGGCAUUAUCUCAGAGAGCUCUUUGUAAAAAAGUGGUAUAAAGCUCACAUUUUACCAGGUUAAACUUUUAAGGCAAUGUUUGUGUCAGGACUGAACACGGCAAUUAAGCUUCUGUUUCGAAUCAUUAAAUGUGAGUCUGGAUCCGUUUAAGAAGACCAUCAUUUUACUUAUUUAUGUAUUCUUCCCUUUUUAAACAUUAUGGAACAUGAAGUUAAAACUCAUAACAGCCAAAGAUAAGAAAUAGGAAAAUUACUCGCUGAAAUGAAAUUUGGCCGGCUUACCGAGUCUGCCGAGUGACAAGUCGAAAUUUUGAGCGUACUCCACUCGAUCGCUCCUGCAUUUAGACCAAAAAGAUAAUUCUAAUUGAUGUCCUUCAUCGAUAAAGACCAGAGAAUAGCGUCCUGGCAAAUAAACAUCAAACAUAACUUCAUCGAAACCUAAGUCACCGCUUCUUUCCUGUCUUCCUUUUUUCCAUCUCGAUUUGAACUGUUUUGUUCAAUGGCACACGUCUUUUGCGUUAACAAGUAGGCCAUAUAUCCAUCGCUUAUUUCUUUUUUUCUUGCCCCCAAGAUUUGCAUUGUUUAUAUUUCUGUUUUACCGAAUUGCAGUGAGCUGGCUUUCGAACUCGGUUUCAAUGUGAAGUUUGGGCCAACAUGUUUGCCGCUUUUCUCCAGCCAUCGCCCACUUGUCUAGCUUCUGAUGCUUCGGAAACCUACAAAAUCAUCUUGUUUCCUUGAAGAUAUACGCAUCCCUUUUGAUUGCAAACAGCAAAUCAAUACUAAACAUUAAAAGCAGAAGACAUCCCACGUAAUUGUAUUUUAAAAGACGUCCGUACAAAGUUAUUUUAGGUGGAAUCCGUGCUAAACACUCUGCAAGUUCACUGAAAGUCUUCAUUUGCAGUUUUUGUUUACCCUCCAACGCCUCGCUUUCAUGACUAGGCACCAGUUUUUUCCCGCGUGUCCGCCAUUUGUGAAUACGGUGUAUUACUGGAUGAGAUUCGAACAUUUUGUCAAGCCACACUCAAAUGAGUUAAUAGCAAUGUAGGAGAUUCACAACCACCGACAAGGUACCCUCUCUCUGGAAGAAUUUAUUGCGAAAUUGAGAAUCCGUGCGAAGGAAGCCUACUAUACGAUACAGCACAAUGAUCCAUUCAUGAGAGAUUUCCCUGUGCUAGGAAUGAACUCUGACCUUUUGCGAAAGGACUGCUUCAAAGUAGGAAAUGCUUUCACCUUCAAGGAAGUUCGUGAUAUGGCAAAGUCAGAAGAGUCGGCAGACAACCAGCUUCAGCUAAUCAAUACCCCAAGUAUACUCGAUCAAUAG